GCCCCAGCCCUUCAGUGUUCCCGGCUUGGGGGGCAGCUGCUGGACUGGUUUCCUGCGAACCCUACAGGCUGCCAGGGUGCUUCUAGGGCAUGAGUCCAGCUGGGGCCUUGUCUGUCCUCAGGGCAACCCCUCCAACUUCCUCAUCAGCACCCCCACUUCCAUCCCUUCCUUGGAGUUCAGCUGGCAGAGGAAGGUGCGAUCCUGGUGCCUCUGACCCCCUGGUGUCCUCGGGAAUGAAGGCCUUUGGGGUUCUUGUGGUCUUCGCCUCCUGCUUGAUGUCUCCUGCCCACAGCAGCUUCUGGCAGUUUCAGAGGAUGGUCAAACACAUCACAGGGCGGAGCGCCUUCUUCUCGUAUUAUGGAUAUGGCUGCUACUGUGGUCUUGGGGGCAAAGGGACCCCCAUGGAUGACACUGACAGAUGCUGCCUGGCGCAUGAUUGCUGCUACGGGAAGCUGAAGCAGCUCGGCUGCCAGCCUGUGCUGAACGGCUACCAGUUCCACAUCGCCAACGGGACCGUGGUUUAAGAGCACUGGGAUUUGCUUCAUUACUGUUAGGAGAUUUCUCUGAAGCAUCUCCUCUGCACCUGCAGCGCCUCAAGCUACUAUCAUUAACUCCUAAGGAAGAAAAGCUCUUCCCUCACCCCAGUUCCACCGGGGUUCAAAGAGCUGCCCUGCAAGGGUUAACUGUCUCCCCCACCCUCCCACCCCAGCCUCCAAGUUCUGAAAUCCUGUACCCAGAGCCUGGCCCUGGGUUGCUUAGCAACCUGCAGCUGAUCCGGGAUGCAGUUGGUGAGCAGGGAAGGGAAAGGGAAAAACAACUUGGCCUGUCCAUGUCUUUAAAUGUCACUGGGAGAUCUUUGCAGAGAAAGGCCUGUAACCCAAGCCCUGGGGCUAAUUUGCCAGGUGGGGACGGCUGCCCUCGAGCAACCAGGGAGGUUGUUAUCCCUCCUUUGGGUGGUCUUACGUAAGUACUUGGCAUUUGCAGGGGACUUUAAGAUUAGCCAGCAGAGAUACCCCCCCACCUCCACCCACAUAUGCACGUGUGCAUUAGUGCAGGGGCCAUGGGAGGCAGAGACUAGGUUCCAGCCAAUAGUGCCACUUACACCUCCAUGUCUGAACCUCGGACUUCUCCCUCUGCCAACGAGGGAAGGUGAACAAUGGUAACCACUGGAAUUUGCAGUUUGCAAAGACCUUUCUCCUUCAUUACUGAAUGUAUUCCUUCACAACACCUCCACUCGCUGACACAUCACCCUUUUCUCUCCUAGCAUUUGUGUCUACCUGAAAUUACCUUGCUUAUUUAUGCAGCCACUCUCCCACCAAGCAGAAUAUGAGUUCUGGAGGGCAAGGAACAAGCCUGUCUUAGGGGCUUGGGGGCGGGGGCAGACUCAUCCUCAUUAGAACCCACAGAGAAGGAUGCCCUGGGAGCUAUUGCAAUGUGGGGCCUGCUUGCAGGAGGACCUGUACCUCCAGUUAUUAGCCAAAGGCCUGGCACAUGUUAAGAACACUGUACCUGUUUGAUGAAUGAAUGAAUGAACAACUCAUGAAAUAGUUAAUGCAAGUGUCUGUUUCCCGAUUUGAGAGCUGAGGCAACAGGCUUGGGGAUGAACAACUUGCCUGAGAUUCUAAAGCACGCAGAUGGUGGGUCUGGAUGGAGAAGCUGGCUUCCCAGGUUUCCUAGGAUGGGGAUCCUUUCGCUGCCCCAAAGACAGUGAGCGUCCAGCCCCGUGAGGCAGUAGCACUUAGUGAUGGGCUGCUCACUGCGUGUUUAGGGCUGAAGAUGUGCGUUGAGAAGACAAACUCCCUGCCCAGAAGGAGCUUGCAGGGGGAGGGGAUCAGGUCCCAAAAUACUCAGAAAUAAAGUGCACUCAGGUGUGGAUCAGUGCUGCGACAAGACGACAGGAUAUGGAAUGACAGCGGCAGGGAGAGGGAGGGAUGGCUACUUCAGGUGGCCGCAGAGGCCCUCACAAGGAAGUGGCAUUUAGCCAGCGUGGCAGGAGCCGAGGCGAUGGCAGCAGGACGGUGGAGGCUGGUGUGGCGCAGGGACCCGGGGCCACUGGAUGGGUGGACAGGGGAGGAGCGCACCCUCUCCUUCAGUAGUAGGGGAAGCCACCAGAGCGUUUGAAGCAGGAUGUGCUCUAAUGUUGCUUUAGAAAGAUCACUCUGGCCACUGCCCAUGGAGGAUGGGGAGCAAGGGAAGAAAGAUGGGGAGCCACUAGUGAGCACUGGGGAGAUGCUUCCACAGGGUGGUGGACUGGAGGAGAGAAGUGCCAGAUGCUGGGUGUUUUGGAGGUAAAUUGUCAGGAGCUGCUGAUGGAUGAGUUGCAGGGUGGGAAGGAAAAAGAGACAGGAUCCAAGGUUCCCGGCCCAAACAGCCAUGGGUAAGAAGUUGACCAAGCUUGUGCAGAUGGAGAAGAACGGGCUAUGGAGACAUGGCAAGCACUCGGCAUGAGCCUUCUUGAGUUCGAGAUGCUUUUUUGAUGCCUGACGGGGAAGUCAAGUGGACACGCACAUGUUGGAGUCUAAAGCUCGGGGGGAGACACCUGGCUGGGACGAGAACCCGAGAGUCAUGGGCAUUCAGAUGGCAUUCAGAGCCCUGAGACCGAACCAGAGGCCCAGGGAGGGGAUUUAGAGAGAGGGUGGAGGCCUGGGGCACAGGCAGGCAGAGGCCUGGCAGGACCAGAGUUCGCUGUGGGCAGGAAGGUAGAGCAUCCUGCCUCCUCCUGGUUGUGGAAGUCUACUUCGUGGACUGAAAGAGAUGGUCCUGAAGCCAUCAGUUCCCUUCCUCAUGUCUCAGUUUCUCCACCAGCAAAUUGAAAGACAUAGGAACUGGAUUCAGACUUGUUUUUAAAAGAUGGCUUGCAAAGAGGACAUUUCUUGGCCUGGGGCUGCCUCUCCUUCUAGGUCUUGACAGGCCUAGUCUGGCCAUGGCUGUGGGAUGCCCCAGAAAUGAUUGUCCACAGCCAUUGACCCCUGCUCAAGAUCAGUUUCUGGGGGUCUGGGCCCCAGGCGAGGCAUUAGAGGUCACACUGCACAACAGGAGAGGGUCAUACUCCAGGCGUCAGAAAGGACCAGCUAAAGCAAGAAAUGGACAGCGAAGAGAAAGGACAAAGGACAAGUGAGAUGGAAGAACGGAAGAGAGGAACAGAGGACCGAGGUAACCAGAAAGAGGACAAAGAAGAGGAAGUGGCCAAGGCAGAGUGGCAGUACCUGGGUGAGUGACAGCACAGGGACACCAGGCCCUUUCUGGAGGAGAGUGUGGUUGAAGGGGCGGUGCCCUGCACCCAAGUAGCCCCCUGAGAACACCAGCCAUGAGUCCAAGUGGGCCCCUGUAGACCACAGCAGCCACCCCAGAGGGAAGCAAGGGGUGUGCUGGGUACGGCGGUGGCAGUGGUGACGAGAGGCCUGGAAGGGACAGGGGCUUGAGAGAGGCUCCUGGAGGAGCUGGGGCUUGAUGGAUCCUGGAGGAUCUUCACAGAUGGAAAGAGGGAGGACAAAGGUGAGCCAGGUAUCAGGAACAGUGGGAAUGACAGGAGCAGAGAGCCAGGGGCAGGAGCAUCCCUGGCACAUUUCAUGAGGGUGCAUGGAGGGCACAGCUGAAGCAUAGGGGGUGGGUGUCGAUGUGCCUUGAGAAACUGAGUCUCCAGAGAGAUGUGGGAGGACAGCUUGCUGCCAGAAUCGGACUUCAGAGGGAGAAAAGCAAACAAACAGGACAGCCAGCACUGGGGCCAACCUCAAAGGGCCCCUCUCCUUCCCAGAUGCUUCACCAUCACCGUCACCAAAAGCCCUUACGGAGCACUCUGGGCGAGCCUGCCACGUCCAAACCACUCCCUCUGUAAACAGCAGCGAAAAUCCUCCCAACGAUCCUGCCCAGUAGACAUCAUUAUUUAUUUUUGACACUAAUAUUUUUAUCAUCAUUUUGUAAAUAUGGAUACUGAGGCUAACUUGCCCAUGGUCAACAAACUGGGGAGUCUGGCUGCCUCCCUUCCUCACCCUCAACCCUCAGAGGAGAGUGGAACACACCCACACACACCCACACACACACACACUCUCUCUCUCUCUCUCUCUCUCUCUCUCUCUCUCUCUCUCAGCACUACAGUUCUGACAACUAAAUAAAAGAUCUCCAUCUAGUGGUGACUUGGCCUAAGGACAGACACUCAAUCCCAAAGGCCCAUAGAGAGAGGCUACAUUCGUCAGGGACCCUCAGUUGAGCACCUACCAUGCACCAGCAUUUGUUCUGCACACUGGGGAUGCCGUGCAGACAAGACAGGCAAAGCGCCGGCCUCACAGAGCUCACACUCCACUGAGGGAAGACGGACACAUGCAAGCCGACCCAUAAGAGGCGUACGGGUUGUGCAAGGCACAGGGAAUGAAAUAACCGGGAUGUGCGGAAGAGUGGCUGGAGGGAGCCCUAGAUCAGGGGUCCGGGAGGGCUCUCUGAGGAGGGGAAAUCUGACCGAGACCCAAAGAAGAUAAUGGAUCCAAGUCACUUGAAGAUCCUGGAGGGAAGUGUUUUAGACAGAACGGUGAGAGCAAAGGCCCCGGGACAAGACCAAAGCAGGCAUGUGAUAGGCCAGCGUGCCUGGAGCAGAGCGAAGGACAGUGGGGAUGGAGAGGUUGGCGGGGGCCGGAUCACGCCUGGCGAGGAUGUGGAUGUCUUCCCCCAACACUGGGAAACUGCACUGGGGCUUAGGCAGGAGAGAGGACCCCAUCCAGGUGACAGUUUAGGAAGGCCCCUGUGCGUUUCCUCCUGUUAGAGAGGACAGCUGGAGGGGACAGGGAUUGGGGGUAGCGGCCAAGAAGGUGGAGGGAAGGGGGUGGAGCCGGAAGUAUUUUAAACAGAGGCAUCAGUGGCGCUUGCUGUGGACUGGAUGUGCAAAGUGGAUGGAUGUGCAAAGUGGAAGGCGGGGAGGAACCCAGGCUGCUGCUCACUUUCUGGCUCGAGUAGGAGGUGGUGCGGUUUGCGAGCCGGGAGCGUGGGUGAAGGACAGGCCGGUGGGUGGAGGGAGCGCUGCAUCAAGUGUUCCCUCUGAACGCCUGAAGUUGGAGAUGCCGGACACGUCCACGCGAGAUGUCAAGCAAGCAGCUGGAACUGUGAGGUUAGCUCUGAGAAGUGGGUCCCGUCUUGUUGACCUGCAGGCCGGCUCAGGGCACCCCUCCCCAUUGCAGCCCAGCCACCCCACCCCUGCUCCCUCUCCCGUUUCCUCCCUGCUUCUCUUCACUCUAGUCCUGUGGCAUGUCCAGGUGUGACUGGGGACACAGGAGAUGGACUCCCAAAUUCCUCCCUCUCUGUUCAAUCCUUGACCCCCUUGCAGCAAGCCCCUGUUUUCCCUGACCUUAGAACCAAGCGGAGCCCCUAGUGACCCUUCUCUCU
This is a messenger RNA of Canis lupus familiaris (dog), 5370 nucleotides long. RefSeq names its product phospholipase A2 group IIC (gene PLA2G2C). Gene Ontology annotation, biological process: lipid catabolic process; fatty acid biosynthetic process; positive regulation of fibroblast proliferation. Gene Ontology annotation, molecular function: phospholipid binding; calcium ion binding; signaling receptor binding. The record is from RefSeq and is a predicted model, not a curated record. Bases 90 to 524 code for a protein of 144 amino acids. NCBI's taxonomy places the organism in Eukaryota, Metazoa, Chordata, Mammalia, Carnivora, Canidae. The transcript has 5 exons.